AUGACAAAAGCAGGAGCAGUAGUUUUCAUUGUUUUAAUUCAGGUUGCAACUACCAUGCCAUCGAUAAUGGCAUGGACUCCUCCUCCGCCUCCUACUUACCCUCCUCCUCCUCCUCCUACUUCUGUAACGAAAUGCCCUCCUCCUCCUCCUACUUCUGCAGCGAAAUGCCCACUUGAUGCUUUGAAGCUGGGAGCCUGCGUUGAUUUGCUUGGUGGCCUUGUGCACAUCGGCAUUGGAGAUCCUGUAGAAAACCAAUGCUGCCCUGUGAUUGAAGGAGUUUUGGGACUAGAGGCAGCACUGUGUUUGUGUACAACCAUUAGGGCCAAGCUUCUGGACCUUAAUAUCCUUCUUCCAUUGGCACUGGAGCUUAUUGUAUCCUGUGGAAAGACCGUUCCUCCAGGCUUCCAAUGCCCUGCUCUUUAA
Cryptomeria japonica (Japanese cedar) is the source of this 423-nucleotide messenger RNA. RefSeq names its product 36.4 kDa proline-rich protein-like. The transcript is spliced from 2 exons. The coding region runs from base 1 to 423 and encodes 140 amino acids. The record is from RefSeq and is a predicted model, not a curated record. Lineage: Eukaryota; Viridiplantae; Streptophyta; Pinopsida; Cupressales; Cupressaceae.